AUGGAUCACGAGACAGAACCCCUUUUCGAAGAAGAACUAGAUUAUGUAAAUGAAGACCACAUCCAUGCAUUCGCUAAAGCUUUAGUAUGGGACGAAAUGGAUCAUGACCCUGCACCAGUGAGUAAGUUCCCCGAAGAUGAAGUGGAGUUAGCUACACAAGAAGGGGUUGAAGGUAAUGCGGUAUUAACACCAGGAAAACCAAUCAAAAUCACAUCUAAGAGUGAUUGGUAUCCUGUUCAUAGAGAGAUGAUACGAAAGAAAGAGAAGCUGAAAAAGAAAGAUAGAGUGGCCAACGAAUUUAGAGCUAGCAUAGGUUAUACAUUAUUGAGAUGGCCACUUCUAACGUUUGUAGGGAUGUGGAUCAUAUUUCUAUGUGUAUUAUAUUCCAUAGUAAGAUUUUAUGUUGCAUUGUCAGAAUACUAUUUAACCUGGAUAGGACAGAGGAAGAAGCUCAGAGAUAACCUUAGGAAUUCCAAGACUUAUGAAGAAUGGGUAGAGAAUGCCUUGGCUUUAGAUAGGUAUUUGAAUCUCGAUAAAUGGUCAAUAAACUCCAAAUUUUCAUAUUAUGACUAUAAGACAAUCCGUUUGACUAUUCUGAAAUUGAAAGCCCUCAAGAAGGAUAGUCUAGAUCAUGAGCUUUUGGUAUUUUUACAAGGAUGUUUAAAGACCAAUUUUGCAGGUAUUGAAAAUAGACAAUUAUAUAGUCACCGAUAUUUUGGGACUAAACAUUUGGUUGAAGAAUAUGUUCAAGUGGUCACCGAAUGUAUAGAUCACAUAACUGAUUCCAAAAAUAUCAAUAUUGGUACUAAACGAAAGUUCUUCCGUAUAGCUUCUAAGAAUUAUGGGAAAUCAGCUUUAUGUUUAAGUGGAGGGGCUUGUUUUGCUUAUACUCAUUUUGGAGUAAUCAAAGCUCUUUUAGAUAAUGAUUCCUUACCUUCGAUAAUAUCAGGGACUUCAGGUGGUGGUUUGAUAGCUGCAUUGGCUUGUACACGUACAGAUGAUGAAUUAAGGCAAUUACUCGUACCCCAAUUAGCUAGAAAAAUUACUGCUUGUGAAGAUCCAUGGUAUAUAUGGUUACCAAGAUUUUGGAAAACCGGUGCAAGGUUUGAUACCAUUGCAUGGGCUAAGAAAGCUCAGUUUUUCACCAGAGGAUCUAUGACGUUCCAAGAAUCGAUGAAACGUUCAGGAAGAAAAUUAAACAUUUCGACAGUUCCUGCUGAUCCUCAUUCUCCAGUGAUUUUAUGUAAUAAUAUCACAUCCCCCAAUUGUAUAAUAUGGUCAGCAUUACUUGCGUCAUCGGCAGUUCCUGGGAUUUUGAAGCCGGUGGUUUUAAUGAUGAAAAAUCCAAAUGCUGAUAAUGAAAUAAUCCCCUUCUCCUUGGGUAACAAAUGGAGAGACGGAUCUUUAAGGACCGACAUCCCUAUAGAUUCGUUGAAUACCUACUAUAAUGUGAAUUUCACUAUAGUUUCUCAAGUCAAUCCCCAUAUUCUGUUGUUCUUCUAUGCUCCUAAAGGGACUGUUGGAAGACCAGUAGCCAUCUCAAGACGUUAUACUCAUAAACAACAAUUUGAAUCCUUUAGAGGUGGAUUUAUUGGUACAGCUAUUGAACAAUUAUUAAGAUUGGAAAUCACUAAAUGGUUGAAGAUUAUCAAAUCUUUGGAUUUACUUCCUCAUUUCUUAGAACAAGAUUGGCUGAAUAUUUGGCUUCAAAGAUUCAGUGGAUCCAUUACAGUUUGGCCCAGAAAUAGAUUGAAAGAUUUCUGGUACAUUUUAAGUGAUCCUACAGAAGAAAGAUUAGAGGAAAUGUUAAUGAAAGGUCAAAGAUCAAUGUUUCCUCGUCUACAUUUUAUUAAGCAUAGAUUGAGCAUUGAACGUGCUAUUGAAAGAGGUAGAAAAGUUGCUAAGCUCAGCAAUAACAUCAAACAAGAUUCACCUCAGGAAGGACCUAACGGAGAUUUCAGGGUUCAUAACGUUGAAUACGAUGAUGAUGAAACUGAUUCUAGUGAAGAUGAAAGAAUCGGGCCAUCACCUUUUGAUAAGAAAUAUGGCGAUUCAGACGAAGAACCUUACCUCAGUGAGAGUCGAACUGCCAGCCCCGAAUUUGCUGGAUUCAAUCCUGGUGAUUAUGAUUCUGAUGACACUAGAGAUAGAAGACGUUAUACUAUCUUUUGA
Yamadazyma jaroonii is the source of this 2172-nucleotide messenger RNA. NCBI's taxonomy places the organism in Eukaryota, Fungi, Ascomycota, Pichiomycetes, Serinales, Debaryomycetaceae. The record is from the annotation of a GenBank genome assembly.